UUGACAGUCCAGAUGAGUGUCUCCAAGCCUCCACCACCACCCUCCACUUCCCACCUGACCAUCCCUCCUUCCUCCACAUCCACCCCUUCCUCAUCCGCCACCUCCCCUUCGGCAACGCCCCACUCCACCGCCCCACCGCCCCCAUCCCCCGUCAAGAUCUCUAUGCAGGAGCAUUUUGCCAUUAAUGUGUGCCCCGGGCCCAUUCUCCCCAUCCCACAAAUUUCAGACUUUUUCCCACGUUUCCACGACUACCCCUGCACGCCACCGCCCCCUAGGGAGAAGAAGAUCUUGAAGGAGGAGACUUUCAAUGGGGAGACGGGCGGAGGAUACAAGGAUGGGGAGAGAAGAGGGGAGAACGAUGGAGACGGGGAGGAGGUGCUUGACUCUGAUGAUGAAGACACCUACCUGGGAACGCUGGAGUUCACCCUGCUCUUUGAUCAAGAGAACAACUGUCUUCAUUGCACCAUUCACAAGGCAAAGGGUCUGAAAGCCAUGGACUCCAAUGGGCUGGCCGAUCCGUACGUCAAGCUUCAUCUUCUUCCCGGGGCUAGCAAGGCCGAUGCCGUAGCACCUGGUUCUGAUGCUGAGGAGGAGGCAGAGGAACAGGCAAACAAGCUACGUACAAAAACCCUGAAGAACACUCUGAAUCCGGUGUGGAAUGAAACGCUGAUCUACCAUGGCAUCACGGGAGCCGACAUGACCACCAAAACGCUCAGCGCCGCUCUCCACCGACAGCCGGAUGAACCGGUCAUUACGUGGAGGAUGAAGAUCCAUAUCCCUAUCGCUCGCCAGCACGGAGCGCCGGGCUGCCGGGAUGAGGAUGAGGAAGAGGAAGAGGAGCUGGAGUGUGACCAAUGCCACGCCGCAGAUGAAGAGGCAGACAGGCUGUGUGUAUGUGACAUGGACAGACUUGGAAGAAAUGAAUUCAUCGGGGAGGUGAGAGUGGCUCUGAAGAAGCUGAGAGAGGGUGAGACCAAACGUUACAACAUGGGCCUGGAGAGAAUCGCUCAGAAUAAAGAAGCCAACAAUCAAAUGGUGGAGCAGGGAGCGCUUGUGGCGGAGGAGGAGCGUGGACGGAUCCUGGUGUCACUGUGCUAUAACACAGAGAAGGGCUGCCUGCUGGUCGGGAUCAUACGCUGUGCCCAUCUGGCAGCUAUGGACUCCAACGGAUACUCUGACCCCUUUGUCAAAAUCAUCUUACAGCCAGAUAUGGGGAAAAAGUCAAAGUACAAGACCACAGUGAAGAAAAAGACUCUCAAUCCCGAAUUCAAUGAGGAGUUUUCAUAUGAAGUAUCCUUGGACCAGCUGGCAAAGAAAACCCUGGAGAUCUCUGUGUGGGACUAUGACUUGGGAAUGAGCAACGACUUCAUAGGCGGAGUGGAGCUGGGCAUCAAUGCAAAUGGACAGAGACUCAAGCACUGGUUUGAGUGUCUCAAAAACAAAGGCAAGAAAGUCGAGUUCUGGCAUACGCUCACGCAACAAGGAGCUCCGAGCAGCGACAAGCCAGACUAGAUCAUGCAAGACACCCGGGCAGACACACUCAUGCGCACACACACUUUUGACACA
Messenger RNA from Menidia menidia (Atlantic silverside), 1566 nucleotides. The record is from the annotation of a GenBank genome assembly. Lineage: Eukaryota; Metazoa; Chordata; Actinopteri; Atheriniformes; Atherinopsidae.